AUGGAAGCUAGAACAGAUCGUUUCACUGACACUGUGUUUUCUUGGUCGUUUGAAGACAUUUUCAAUGAAAAUCUUUACAAGAAAGAGGUGCAAAAAAUUCCUGAAUCAUUUGAUUCGGUUAAGCAUUAUUUUUCUUCUUAUUUAUAUCCAUUAUUGGAAGAAACUCGAGCACAGGUGCAUUCAAGUAUGGAAACCGUUGACAGAUCACCAUUUGCUGAAGUUGUUGCUUUUGAAAAAUGCAAUCCUUAUGGUCCUUAUGGGGAAAAUGUAUAUCAUAUCAAGGUUGAUUGCUGGAGAAACAGGUUCAAUGAUCGUGGCAAGGAACCAUACAAAACUUUGCCGGGGGAUCUUUUAAUUGUCUUAGCAGAUGCCAAACCCGAAACGGUUUCUGAUUUACAAAGGGUAGGGAGGUCCUUCUGGGCUUUUGUUUCAGUCACGUAUGUCCCAGAAAAUGAGGACGAGGAUGACAUUGACAGUACUUCUCUUUAUUUUAGAGUCAAGGCAUCCAAAGAUUUUGAAGUCAACGAUAGCACUCAUACAUCACUGUUUUUGGUUUUCCUGGUGAAUUUAAUCCCUAAUAGCAGAAUAUGGAAAGCAUUGCACAUGUUCGGAAAUCUGAAGAUUAUCAAGGAAGUUUUGUGCACCGAUUCUGUGGCUCAGAAAAACAAUUAUCUCUGUUCUGAAACGAAUGAUGACAUUCGGGAUAAGUGGUUAGUUGAGAGUUCAUCAUCAGGAUUGAAUGAGUCCCAAACUGGGGCAGUUUUGGCCUGCCUUGAAAUGCUGCGUUGUGAUUCCAAGUCUACCGUGCAACUUAUAUGGGGUGCACCCGGGACAGGAAAAACUAAAACCACAGUGACGCUUCUUUUUACUCUGUUACGGAUGAAAUGUAGGACUCUAAUUUGUGCUCCAACAAAUGUUGCAAUAACUGAAGUUGCUUCUUGUGUUCUAAAGAUGGUAACUGAAGCAAAGUCCAAUUCUUUAGGAGAAAUUCUUCUAUUUGGGAAUAAGGAGCGACUGAAAGUUGGUCCACACAUUAAAGAUAUAUAUUUGAAUGAGCGUGUCAAAAGGCUAGGGGAGUGCUUGGGGCCAGUGACUGGAUUAUUUGAUUCCAUUGAAUCAUUAUUGGAUGAUGAUUUUGGUUCUGAAGCAUUGGAACACCUUUGUUCAUGUUCAGAAGUUGAAGAUGUGCCAGAGUCAUUUGUAGAUAACUCAUUUCUGCUGUGCAUGAAGAGAAAAGAAUGCCUUUCAGUAUUACGUACUCUACAGGAUUCUCUUAGUGGACUUGACCUUCCAAAUUUUGGGAAUGGAGAAUCUCUAAUGAAAUUCUGUUUUCAAAGAGCUUCCUUAGUUUUUUGUACUGCGUCGAGUUCGUAUAAGCUGCAUAGAGUGGCAAUGGAGCCACUGACCAUUGUUGUUAUUGAUGAAGCUGCACAAUUGAAAGAGUGUGAAUCAACAAUACCCCUGCAACUUCCAGGUGUGAAGCAUGCUGUUCUUGUUGGUGAUGAAUGUCAGUUACCAGCUACGGUGAAUAGCAAUGUUUCUGUUAAGGCUGGUUUUUCAAGAAGCUUGUUUGAGAGGUUGAGCUCAAUGGGCCACUCUAAACACCUUCUGAAUAUGCAAUACAGAAUGCAUCCCUCAAUAAGUUUGUUCCCAAAUUCAAAUUUCUAUAACAACCAGAUCCUAGACGCUCCAAAUGUUAAAAAAAGAAGCCAUGAGAAACACUAUCUCCCAGGGUCAAUGUUUGGUCCCUUUUCUUUUAUAAAUGUAAUUGGUGGAAGAGAGGAGAAGGAUGAGGAUGGACGUAGUAGAAAGAAUAUGGUCGAGGUUGCUAUUAUUCUGAAAAUACUGCGGAAGCUGUACAAAGAAUGGAUUGUUUCAAAACAGAAACUCAGUAUUGGGGUGGUAUCACCGUAUGCUGCUCAAGUAGUUGCAGUUCAGGACAAACUUCCACAGAAGUAUGACAAGAUCGGCUUUACAGUGAAGGUGAAGACGGUUGAUGGGUUCCAGGGUGGGGAAGAUGACAUAAUUAUUGUCUCCACUGUACGAUCCACCAUUCGUCAAUCCAUUGAUUUUAUAUCAAAACCACAAAGAGUUAAUGUUGCUCUUACAAGGGCUAGGCAUUGCCUUUGGAUUCUGGGAAAUGAGAGGACUCUAUCUGAUGGGGAAUCUGUUUGGAAGGACUUGGUCCUUGAUGCCAAACGUCGUCAGUGCUUCUUUAAUGCUAAUGAAGACAAGGAUUUGGCUGGGGUCAUAUUAGAGGUGAAGAAAGAGUUCGACCAAUUGGAUGAUUUGCUGAAUUCUAACAGCAUGUGUUUUAGAAGUUCUAGAUGGAAGGUACUUUUCAGUGAUAACUUUCUGAAGUCAUUCAAAAAGCUGAAGUCAACCAGUUUGAAGAAGUCUGUAUUAUAUCUUCUGCUGAAGCUUUCCGCUGGUUGGAGAUCUAAGAAGCCAAAUGUUUGUGGAAGCUCUUCACCAAUCUUGAGGCAAUAUAAGGUUGAAGGUCUAUACAUUGUUUGCACAACUGACAUUGCAAAGGAUGUGAAAUACAUUCAAAUAUUGAAGAUUUGGGACAUAUUGCCUCUAAGGGAUAUUCCAAAAUUGGUAAAACGUCUAGAGAAUAUUUUGAAAAGAUAUACAGAUGAUUUUAUCAAUCGGUGCAAGGAGAAAUUAAUUGAGGGUAAUUUGGAAGUUCCCAGGAGCUGGCCACCCUCUUUGGACAUUGUCAGGUUCAAGGAUCUUAGCAUCACUGAAAACCAGAGUGAUUUAGUUGGUGAUAAUGAUUCUGACGGUAGAAGUUAUGUUGAGAAUGCACAGGUCAGCGAGAGUUUGCAGCUCUUGAAAUUUUACUCCUUGUCAUCUGGUGUAGUAAACCACUUGCUUUCUGACCAUGAGGGUAGAGAGUUGGAUCUUCCAUUCGAUCUUACAGACCAGGAAAUGGAGAUUAUUCUUUAUCGUAAAAGUAGCUUUAUAGUUGGACGGUCAGGAACAGGUAAGACCACGGUUUUAACCAUGAAAUUGUUUCAGAAUGAACAACGUUACCAAUUGGCAGUGCAAGGAUGCGUUAGUUGUCAAAAUAGCAUGGUUGAGCAGAGUACUUCAGCUACUAAGGGAACUCUACACCAACUUUUUGUGACCGUGAGUCCUAAACUGUGUUUUGCCAUCAAGCAACAUGUUUUAAACUUAAAAAGUUUUGCAUGUGGUGGAAGUGAUUCAACUGAAAAGAGUUUGAUAGAUAUGGCUGAUUUUGAUGAGGGGGAAGCCCAAUUCAAGGAUAUCAAGGAUUCAUUUCAUGAUAUUCCUCCCAAUUCUUACCCUCUUGUCAUAACAUUCCAUAAGUUCUUGAUGAUGCUUGAUGGAACACUGGGGAACUCAUACUUUGAAAGAUUCCUUGAUGCAAGAGAACUUACACACGGUCAAUUGAAAAGUUCAAGAUCAGUUGCUUUGCAGACCUUUAUAAGGACAAAGGAGGUGAAGUAUGAGAGAUUCAGUUCAUCUUACUGGCCCCAUUUUAAUAUCCAGUUAACAAAGAUGCUCGAAGCUUCAAGAGUCUUUACAGAGAUAAUAUCUCAUAUUAAAGGUGGUUUGGAAGCUAUGGAAGCAGGUGAUGGUAAACUCAAUCGCCAGGAUUAUGUUCGACUGUCAGAGAGCCGGGGUUCCAAUUUAAGCAAGCAAAAGAGAGAAGCAAUAUACGAUAUAUUUCAGGCUUAUGAAAAAAUGAAGAUGAAAAAUGGUGAAUUUGAUCUGGCUGAUUUUGUAAUUGAUCUUCACCAUCGUCUUAGGCAUGAAAAAUAUGGGGGUGAUCAAAUGGACUUCGUUUAUAUCGAUGAGGUUCAAGAUCUCACAUUGAGUCAAAUUGCUCUGUUUAAACAUAUGUGCAUCAAUAAUGAAGAGGGAUUUAUUUUUUCUGGUGAUACAGCACAAACAAUUGCAAGGGGUAUUGAUUUUAGGUUCCAAGAUAUACGACAUUUGUUCCACAAGAAGUUUGUGUUGGAAUCAAGAAGCAAUAAGCUUGAAGAAAGAAAAGAAAAGGGACAAAUUUCAAAAAUGUUUCAUUUGACUCAAAAUUUCCGUACCCAUUCUGGUAUAGAUGUACUCUUGUACAACUUUUUUGGCUCAUCACCACUGAAAAACAAAUGGAGAGUCAUAUAUGAUUACAUGAAGGAACGAGGUUUACUUGACUCAACAUUACCAAAGUGCUUUCCAAGUUUCAAUGAAUCUAAGCACAACAUCCUAUGCUCUGAAUUGAAGCAAUUAUAUGUUGCUGUUACUCGUACGAGACAGAGAUUGUGGGUUUGUGAGAGUGUAGAAGAGCUCUCCAAACCGAUGUUUGACUAUUGGAAGAAGAAAUGUCUUGUACAAGUUAGGCAACUGGAUGAUUCACUUGCACAGGAGAUGCAAGUUGCAAGCAGGCCAGAGGAGUGGAAAUCACGGGGAAUUAAGGUUUGCAUAAUUGUGGGAACCAAUUAA
Molecule: messenger RNA, 4467 nt
Organism: Prunus mume (Japanese apricot)
Lineage: Eukaryota; Viridiplantae; Streptophyta; Magnoliopsida; Rosales; Rosaceae
Source: RefSeq, a predicted model, not a curated record